CACAAUAUAUUACUAAUAUCAUCAUUUCUCUCACAGAGUAAUAUGGACGUCGAUAUGGCAUCAUCGUCAACGCCAACCAUGCGUUCGGCAGUUUCCGCCCCUCGCUCUGAAGCUGCCCCAAUAGCAGCACCCCGGACCAACACUGCACCGGCAGCGCCUCGAAUAAAGACAGGCUCCACCGCGACAACGGCUCCGCGUCAAAGCACGCCAGCAUUACCAGCGGGUCUGCAACAAAUUCGUUGUUCACUCUGCCGCCGCCUGCAUCGGCUAUCGCACUGCGGUAUCUUCAAAGGCAUGCCGACGAUGCAACGCCAGCAGGUGGCACAGGCGCACGGGUGUUGCCUGAAAUGUCUGGCAACUUCCCACGCAACUCAGGAGUGCCCAUCACAUAAUCGUUGCCAAAUCUGUGUGCGGGCUCAUCAUACGCUGCUGCACCGUACUACCAGACGUGACUCCGGGCGCCCACCGGCUCCUCGCACCAAUAGUAACGUGAGGCGUUCUCAAAGGACUCCUGUGACGACAUACCGCCGGCGCGGACCCUAUCCAGCAGAAUCCCGUCCCUGGCGCCAAAACCGGGCAAUAUCAAUACGACGCCAUCAUCUUAGGCCGCAGUCCCGCCGGUCAACAGGUCUCAGCAGCGUUGUAGCUACGCUACAGCGGCUUCUAGGCUAAAUACUCGCCUAGGGGGGCCGGGAUGGCUAAAUGAGUAGCGACGUCGCAUCACAUCUGCAUCAAUUCACC
Molecule: messenger RNA, 741 nt
Organism: Bactrocera tryoni
Lineage: Eukaryota; Metazoa; Arthropoda; Insecta; Diptera; Tephritidae
Exons: 1
Coding region: 43-672 (209 amino acids)
Source: RefSeq, a predicted model, not a curated record